GCCUUUCCGAACAUGCUUGAAAAGACGUGACCGUGAGCCGAAACGGUGCUGGGCUGAAGUACGAAUUGUGAGGUGACUGAUUGGUCUGUGCAAGAGUACAUGGGGGUUAUGUACUCUUGGUCUGUGCAAGAACACUUCACCCUUUCGAUCUUGUUUCACUGGCUUGUCAUCUCUUUCGGCCUUUUCAUUUGAAUUUAAUUUUGCUGUUUGACUGCCUUGGUUGGCGGAAGGAAUUUUGUGUCCUCAGAAUAGUCGACCUGGCUACUUCUCUGCCUCAUUUCCCCAUCCAUACCUGGCAAGUUUACCAUCACAAGAUGUGAGGGCUGGCCACGCGCUGAGUCAUCUCCGGAAUACAAACUUUUGUUAGUUUCUCCCCCUCUCACGUACUCGAAGCCGGGAGGAGGAUGGAGCCCAUCGUUAUGAACACCACUGAGUUCGGUAACCUGUCAGCUGCAAGCUGGGCAUGCUACUCCCCGCUGAAUGCCACGUUCUGUCUAAGACAUUCCACAGUGACAGCACUCGCCAUCAUCACCUUACUGCUAGUGUUUUACAAGCUAUUUUUCUUCCACUAUCGUCGCCACUCUCUCUGGCAUCAGUACUUGAUCUUCUACGCCGCCGGCUUGGAGUGCAUUCUUCUUUUUAUUCACUGGAUACUAGUGGCCAAGAUUGAACUUGCAUUCGUCGCACUCUUUCUCAAAUCAGUACAGGCUCUGACAGUUGUAUAUUUUUACUGUUCACUGGCUGCCCAUCAACUGAGACACGAGAAAACAUUCAUCUGGGUGUUUGUGCCAGUACUUGGUCUGAUCUUUCUGUAUUUCAUCGCCGCCCUGAUCUAUGCACUGUCCACCACGGCGCCGGAUCACAGCGAGUGCUAUGACAUCUCUUGGAUACAGUUUGCUUCAGGAGAGAUAGCACUCAGCCUUGUCUUCCUAUUGGCUGGUGUUCAAAUCACACGAAAAAUCAACUCCAUCCGCAUGUCCUCCAGUAGCCGACGAUCGCAGAAGAUGGGUCUGUGGGCCAUGAUCACGGCGUUCUUUGCAUCCAGUAUCUGUGCGGUCACAGUGGAUGUCUUUGCUCUGACAAAUCCUAACACUGACUGUGAGAGAAUACUGGGAGAGCAAUUGGGUGGCGGUGAUACUGCCCGCUACAUAAUUGUCCGGAUCUUCCGCUACCUUCUUCCUAUCUGGGCCAUGAUAUUCGUUUUCAAAGUGCCGGAGAAGACCAGGGAGAUGUCAACUGACCAUGAGGAGCCACAUGUUGAUGUGCCCUAUCGCCCUGUCAACGACUAUUAUGGCAGUGUGUCUGCUUUGCCUGGUAGCACCCCGACUGAUGAGACGCGUGGUCUACUGCACAACAACACUCCGCCGCCAAACGGCUCAUUCACGCAAUUCCCACCAAGCUUCCAAUCACCGGUUGCCGGUCGCUGACAAUCCGGGUAAUGAACCUAGCUUGCUGUUGCUAUCCCGCUGUGUCCAGCCAGCAUCAUCUUUGUAUGCGCAUCACUGCUGUAUGGUGAUGCUGGCAAGAGAGGAGCUUGUUUUAUGCUUUUCAAUUGUUUUUAACCAUGUCCGGUGGACAAACUGACUUGUCCGUGCUCCCUUGGCACCGUUUAUCCAGAGUUAUCGUCGCUUCUCCGUCUCUCUCUCUCUCUCUCUCUCUCUCUCUCUCUCUCUCUUCUGUGGAUUUAACUCGCUCUCUGUUCGUCAGUGCAGUUGCCGUUCUCAGAAUCACCGCUGUGAGGUUCUCUGCCAGUCCGGUCUCUACUCUCAUGUUGUCUUCAAUCAUCGGCCCAUCUUCAUCUGCAAGUGUGGUUUGUUGUCGUCAUCGUUGUUGUCGUCGUCGUCAUCGUUGUUGUUAUUGUUGUUGUGGAAAAGAAGAAGUUGUUCUUGUUCGUGUCCGUCAAGCCGUAUCAGUUUAAUGCAUGUGCCUAUCCUCCGCUGGUCGGAGUGGUCGGUUGGCUGCUGUAUGUGACAUCCGUCUUUAACUCUUGCGCUCCAGGCCACCAUGGCCUUCGUCAUCGGAUAUUACAUUUCACUUUUGCACACAUUUUUUUGCUCAUGAUGUACUGCUUCCCAUUGGUCGUCGUCGUCGCAAUUACCGUUUCCAGUCCUCGGAGUUGAGUUGCUCGCCUGUUGCAUCGCUGCCACCAGUUUUACAGAAUAGUCUGCUGCGAGCCUGGUGGUUUUCUCGCCGAUGCUCUGUGUAUGAUUCUUGCCUUCCGGCGUUGUUUGGACCCUGGCGUGUUUUGGUCGGAUACUGUACAGAUAUCUUCCCCGGUGCACUGUGUUGUGCGCGUCUUUCUCUCAGGAAUGGCUUACUAACUUCUGACUAUCCGUUCCUGACUUCUUUCCUGCAUCCAUCUCGCCAAGAGUUGCUUUUCGUAACAUUUAUGUUGAUGCUCUGCUUCCUGACGUGCAUGCGCAUGUGCGAUGCAGUCCGUUGUUGGCUAGGCAACAGGCGUGUGUUGCUGCUGCUGUUGAUAUGUUUUGUGUAAUGAUUCUAACCCCGUUUAAUGCCGCCCGGCCGCCACUGCCGGCUGGAGCAGCUCUCCUCUUCCUAUCCUCUAUUUAUUCUCGAUCUGCUAACGCUGCUCGAGCCCCUUUUGGCAGGCGUUGCAGGCUGACGGUGGUGGUGCUGCCGUGCAUGACUCUCGUCCACUCUCUCGACUGGACUCAUCAAUAUAAUCAUGUGGGCGACUUUCUAAUGUCCGUGUUCCAUGUCCUCGUUUCUCUGACAGCCUCUUGAUUUCGUUUUCGCUGGCCCCAAACCGCUGCUAGCGCGGCUAAUUUCUGAUAACGUACUUGCUCAUUCCAUGCCAUCAACAAUCCACUCAUUUAUAUUGACAUCUGUUGAAGCAACCAUCUUUUUCUUCUUUUUUGUUGCACACCGAAUCUUAUCUCUUUCGAGCUUCUCAGUAUUUGCUGGUGGUUCUGCGCAUAUUUUCGUGCAAUGGCUCUUCUCUCUGUGCCGUCUUCAGUUGAAUUCUUAUUUCCAUGUACAAUGUCAUGUAGUUCUUCUACCCUGAAGUUGAGUUCUUCUUACCUCUCUCUCUGUGCCUUUUUUAUUAUUUUUUUAACCUUCGGCUGUCUUAACACUCCUAAUGCAUUGGCCAACUUGCCUCGGAGGUGUUCGGAGUGAACAUCGUGUUACUGCCAUUUUACUGAAAUCUCUGCUAUGUGUCAGGGUUUUUUUUUAUACUAAUGAUGCGCAUUUUCAGAAUAUUUCCAGUGCCGUCCUCGUCCAGAUUUUAGCUUGUACGUCUCCUUGUUCUUCGUCGAUGGUCGAUAUCUACUGUUGAAUGA
This is a messenger RNA of Sycon ciliatum, 3302 nucleotides long. RefSeq lists its product as uncharacterized. NCBI's taxonomy places the organism in Eukaryota, Metazoa, Porifera, Calcarea, Leucosolenida, Sycettidae. The record is from RefSeq and is a predicted model, not a curated record. The transcript has 11 exons. Bases 405 to 1427 code for a protein of 340 amino acids.